Molecule: messenger RNA, 450 nt
Organism: Xyrichtys novacula (pearly razorfish)
Lineage: Eukaryota; Metazoa; Chordata; Actinopteri; Labriformes; Labridae
Source: the annotation of a GenBank genome assembly
AUGAGCUGUGACUCCCAUGUCAAACUGCCGUCUUUCAUUGACCUCUAUGAGAUGGACUCUGUCCCCGUGAGCAGGACUAGCGUGGCGUGGGGUGCAUGUCGUCCCCUUGGUCUUGCCAAGCAGACAUGGCAUUUUGGCAGAAUCUCCUCCCUCUGGUCCUCCGCUCCCCCAGGACCUCCCGAGAACACAGACCUAACUUGUUUCCCAUCUUCUGGGCUACAAACAGAACCAAACAAAUAUGCUGCACAGUGCUGCCAAAAGACCCGUCACUUAACAUCACUCCUACAACAACCGCUAACUCCAGCUGUGUGUCCAUCAGGCCGGCCCGCGGUCACUGUCCCAGAAUUUACGGGGGCUUUCCCCGCCGCUCCGAAAGGCUAUUUCCAUUCCACGGUCCUCCACCUCCGCCCCCACUCCAGCAGCCCCCUGGGAGCCCCUCACUCUGGCUGA